AUGAGGCUCCUGGCUUCCGCGGCCGUGGCGGUUCUUCUGGCCCUGGUCGCGGCGUACGUCCAGCUUUCGAUAUCCAUAUCGCGCCUGCAGCAGAAACCCCUUCCCAGAGUCCAUUGCGAUCAAGAGGCUGGAGGCGAAGAAGCAGUGGCCAGAUUCGCCAAGCUGCUGACCUACAACACGAUCAGCAGCAUAGAUGCUCUCCAUCAUGUCAAUCAGCCUGCCGAAUUCGAGGCUGUCCACAAACACCUCAGGGAGUCCUAUCCAUUCGUCUGGACACAUGCAAAAGCCGAGCAGGUGUGCGAAUACAGCCUGUUGGUCACCUGGCAGGGUGCCAACGAGAGCGCACUGCCGGUACUGUUCGUGAGCCACGUGGACGUCGUCCCAAUUGGGGGCAACGAAGACAAAUGGACGCACCCGCCCUUUGGCGGGGUUGUUGCUGAUGGGUGCAUUUGGGGCCGUGGUGCAGUCGAUGUGAAGAUCAGCGUUGCUGCCAUUCUGGAGUCCUGGAACCAGCUCAUGAAAGAUGGGCACACCCCCGAAAGGACCAUGAUUCUGGCUGUUGGUCACGACGAGGAAACUUCUGGCCGCUUGGGCGCUGGCUGCAUGGCUGGCAUCCUGAAAGAUCGAGGUGUCACUCUGGAGGCGAUUUUUGAUGAAGGGGGUUGUGUGGCAUCGAGUGGCAUCUCAUUCAUUAAAAGCCCAGUGGCAUUGAUUGCCACCGCUGAAAAGGGCUACACCGACGUGCUCGUGGGCGUCCACUCUCCGGGGGGCCACUCCAGCAUGCCGCCAACUGACGGCUCAACCUCUGCAGCAAUCCUCUCCCGAGUCAUCAACCAUGCAGAGAACCACAGGCCCGCUGUGGCGUUGUUGCCGCCAGCGACCGACUUUGUGCAGUUCAUGGCGCCCUACGCGCCGCUGGCAAUCCGCCCCCUUCUCAAAUUCUGCGACAAGUGGCCGCUCAACUGGCUGGUGGCCCGCGUCCUGUAUCGCCUCUCCCCAGAAACUGCCGCCAUGGUGUCGACGACAGUCGCCACGACCAACGUGCGGGCGGGGGUGUCUGGAAACGUACUGCCUCUGGACGCGUCGGCGGUCUUCAACAUUCGGACACUGCCAGGUACGGUCCUGCAGGAACUGGUCGACUACUUCUAUGACGUCGGGCAGAGGGUCGCCGGCUCAGCUGCCGGAAAAAUCUCCGUUAAGCUGAGGCCACCAGAGAGCGGAGAAAUCGGGAACGACCCCUCGAACGUGACGUCAUCUUCUGGAAGCGCGUUCGCCACGCUGAUGCGGGCGGUGCAAGAGGCGAUGGUGGUCGAAGGCGAGGCCCCCGUGGUGGCUCCCUACCUUGUCAUGGGGGGCACGGACUCCAAGCACUACGCGGCCCUCAGCGUCGGCGGGACCCUCCGGUUCGUUCCCAUGGCCCUGGACAUCCGGGCUGGCGAGCUGGCCAGGGUGCACGGCAUCGACGAGCGCAUAGAGGUGCCUGCGUACAAGCAGGCCGUCUGUGCCUACAAGCAGAUCACCAAGCGAUUUGGAGCUGCGCAAUGGGCGGCCUGA
This is a messenger RNA of Ostreobium quekettii, 1554 nucleotides long. The record is from the annotation of a GenBank genome assembly. NCBI's taxonomy places the organism in Eukaryota, Viridiplantae, Chlorophyta, Ulvophyceae, Bryopsidales, Ostreobiaceae.